Messenger RNA from Linum trigynum, 4008 nucleotides. NCBI's taxonomy places the organism in Eukaryota, Viridiplantae, Streptophyta, Magnoliopsida, Malpighiales, Linaceae. The record is from the annotation of a GenBank genome assembly.
AUGAGGCCUGAUACAUCUCUUGAUUAUGCUGUUUUCGAACUGUCCCCAAGGCGCUCACGAUGUGAGCUGUUUGUAUCGAGGAAUGGGACUACGGAGAAGCUUGCUUCAGGACUAGUCAAGCCAUUCGCGACUCAUUUGAAGGUUGCAGAAGAGCAGGUUGCGCAGGCAGUUAAUUCGAUUAAACUUGAAGUUGGCAAUCAUAGAAAUGCCGAGACUUGGUUCACCAAAGGAACACUGGAGAGGUUUGUGCGGUUUGUCAGCACACCCGAGGUUUUGGAGAUGGUGAACACAUUUGAUGCUGAGAUGUCCCAAUUGGAAGGAGCUCGGAAAAUAUACUCUCAGGGGAUUGGAGGCCAGGUUUCUAGUUCAGGCGAGGAUGGUACAGGCUCCUUGGGAGGAGCUGAUGCAACAAAGAAAGAGCUUCUGAGGGCAAUAGAUGUUCGGUUGAGCGCGGUUAGGAAGGAUUUAGUUACAGCCUGUACUCGUGCUUUAGCUGCUGGUUUCUACCCUGAAAGUAUAUUGGAACUCCAGCUCUUUGCAGAAUGCUUUGGGGCUUAUCGUCUUAAUGAAGCUUGUACCAAAUAUAUCUCACUGUGCCAGAGACGAGUUGAUUUGAUCAAUCAAUGGAAGCUACGUGUCGAGGAUCAAGCUGUCCGGUCAUCAUGGGGAUCAGACAUGUCAAUUGAUGACUCCUAUGAAGACCCAUGUGGGUCCCACCAACCUUCUUUCCAAGGGAAACACCUUGCAGGUCAAGAACAAAGAAGCCUGGACGCAACUAUCCAACCUCAAACUAGAGAACAGACAUCUUCCUCCCUUCCUGAACAGCAGAAUAAAGAGAAGGAAGGAGCUGUUGCUGAAUCAUCACCUGGACUACCAAGCCAAUCUUCCAGGCGGCUAAGUGUUCAAGACAGGAUUAACCUGUUUGAGAACAAGCAGAAGGAAAACUCUGGUAGCAAGUCAAUAUCUGUGGGGAAAUCUGCAGAGUUAAGGAGAUUAUCCUCUGAUGUGUCAUCUGUAUCUGCAGCUGAAAAGGCUGUGCUGAGGAGAUGGAGUGGAGCUAGUGAUAUGAGCAUAGAUAUAGGCAACGAAAAAAAAGAUGGAAACAACACAGAUAGCCCAUUAUGUACACCCUCUUCGUCAUCUGCUGCCUCCCAAGCCAAAGCUACUGCCUUUUCUUUCUCAUCCGAGGAUAAUAGCAAGGACUUGAAAGGUUUACCUGAUCCCAGGUCUGCCUUUGGGUUGAAAGGUCAGGGUGAGUCGCAGACAACUAGUGUUGAAGGGAAGGGCCCUGAGUUAGAGUUGAAGGAUGAUAAAGUUAACUGGACAGAACAAGGGGUGUCUCAGGCUGGAGCGGGGAAUCUAGGCUUUCGGGAGGAGAGAUCUGUGGUCACAUCGGGUAAGGCAGACAGUUUGGGCGGAGAUAAGGAUCCUGUGCUGAUUGAAGACAAGCCAAAUCAUUCGUGGCUUAGGGUCCCAGAUGGUGAAUUUGGGAAGAGAGUUGAAGACAUUGAGGUAAGAGAUCAUCUCCCAAAUCAUUCACGGCCUAGGAAUCAUGGUAGAUCUCUUUCAGGGCAGUUUGAAGGUGGCUUAGGUGGGAGACCGAAGAACUUUCUACAUAAAGAGGUUGGAGGCGAUCAGUCUGCAUCUCAGUCUCAGUGUAGAUCCUUUAACAGUGAAGCCGAGCCAGCAGGGAAAAAGGAUGUUGCAUUUUCUGGGAGGGAAUCAACAAAGGGGGGAAACCUUGAAGCACCAACAAUAGUGAAGAUGCAAAAGCCAGUUUCUAUUGGGCGGGAUAGGAAUGAUGAGAGUGCUGUUCCUUUUGGAAGCAGCAAGCCAGUUAAUUUAGGUAAAAGAAUGCUGGAUUUGCAGGGAAGUCACCUUACUGCCCAAGCAUCAUCUGUUGAGCAAUUUCCAAGGGUAAGGCAAUCAAAGGGAAAUCAGGAGCUGAAUGAUGAGCUGAAAAUGAAGGCAAAUGAACUUGAAAAGCUUUUCGCAGAACAUAAACUUCGUGUUCCAGGGGAUCAAUCAAGCUGCAAUAGGAGAAACAAGCCUAUGGAGAUACAGGUUGAUCAACAGACAGCGAGUUUGGUUCACAAAACAUCAGCAGCAGCAGUGGAGAGUUCUCCCAUGCAUUUUCAGAUCAAGAAAGUGGAGCUUGAAGCAAUUGGAAAAAGUGAUACAGUAGAGUUCAACACUCUGCCUACAAAAAUGUUAGAUCAACCGGACUACAGCAGCUCAUUGAGAAGGAAUUUCUCUGACCUAAGUUUUUCUGAGGAUUCUAGAGGAAAGUUCUAUGAAAUGUACAUGAAGAAGAGGGAUGCAAAACUAAGAGAAGAGUGGGUUACCAAAAGGGAAGAGAAGGAAGCUAAGUUGAAGGCUAUGCAUGAUAACCUUGAUCGAAGCAAGGCCGAGAUGAAAUCUAAAUUUUCAGCAUCUGCUGAUAAGCAGGAUUCACGUGCUCGUCGACGUACUGAGAAACUGAGAUCAUUCUCUGUUCAUUCGAGCGCGAAGAAACAGCAGCUGCCUGUCAACUUAAUCCAAAGCGAUGAGGAUGAAGAUCUCCCGGACUAUUCAGAACAGUUUUAUGGACAAGACAAAUCAUUUACUGAGGCAGCUGAUCAGAACAAGAAGUUCACAUCAACCCGGAAUAUGUCUUCGUCAACUCCUCGGACAGCUACAGCAGCACCUGUUCCACGGUCAGCAGUGAAAAGUUCCAACCCGAGUUCUGGAAAGCGAAGGACACCAUCGGAAAAUCAUCUAGCACAAUCAGUUCCAAACUUCUCAGAAUUCAGGAAAGAGAACACAAAGCCAUUUCCUGGAGCUGGCAAGACCACAAACCGUUCUCAGGCGAGAAGCUACUCUCGCAGCAAGAGCAACGGAGAAGAUGUACCGCUCACAAAAGAAGAUAAUAAGUCGAGACGUUCUCAGUCAUUGAGGAAAAGUACUGCUGGUCCUCCCGAGUUCAAGGAUUUAUCUCUCACAACCGAUGCAACUGUUUUGGCAUCAUUGAAAUCUGAUAAAAAUCAGACCGAGUCAAAGACCUUCUUGAAGAAGGGAAAUGGGAUAGGUCCAGAUGCGGGACCAGGUAUGGCAAAACUGAAAGCAUCAUCAGCUGUCUCCGAGGCUUUGAGAAGUGAAGACGAAUUUGAAGAUUCUGCUUUCGAAAUGGAGGAUAGUUCUGACGUGAUUAGGGAUGUAGGAGAAGAGGAGCUCGAAACAACUGAGGUGGAAGAUUGUACGAAUGUUGAUAAUAAUGGUAAGUCGAGACAGAGUCAGGAAUCUGAGAAGAUGGUUAUGUCAGAAUCAGACAACAGUGACCCUCAAAGAUCUCGGGUCAGUUUUUCAUCAGUUGCUGAAUUGCCUGCGUCAGUGCCUUCAGCAUUCAGUACUGUAGAAGAUUCACCAGCAGAAAGCCCUGUCUCGUGGAACAUGCACCACCCGUUUUCUUAUCAACACGAGACCUCAGAUGUCGAUGCCAUUGUGGAUUCUCCAAUGGGGAGCCCCGCAUCAUGGAACUCUCACUCCCUAUCUCAAGCAGAAGCAGAUGCUGCUGCUCGAAUGAGAAAGAAGUGGGGAAGUGCUCAGAAACCUGUUCUUGUUAGUUCAUCUCAUAACCACUCCCGAAAAGAUGCAACAAGAGGUUUCAAAAGGUUGAUAAAGUUCGGAAGGAAAAGCCGUGGCGAGACUUUGGCUGACUGGAUUUCUGCAACUACUUCUGAAGGAGAUGAUGAUACAGAAGAUGGGCGAGAUCCAGCCAGUCGGUCGUCGGAAGACUUGAGGAAGUCGAGGAUGGGAUUCUCACAUGGCCAUCCUUCUGAUGACGGCUUUAAUGAUGGAGAAUUAUUCAAUGAGCAAGUUCAAGCUCUGCAUACCUCCAUUCCAGCACCUCCUGCAAACUUCAAAUUGAGGGAUGAUCAUGUUUCUGGAAGCGCAAUCAAAGCUCCAAGAUCUUUCUUUUGGCUUUCAAACUUUCGGAGCAAGGGAGGGGAUUCAAAGUCACGUCAAUAA